Messenger RNA from Bicyclus anynana (squinting bush brown), 4390 nucleotides. Its product is annotated as ribitol 5-phosphate transferase FKRP. The record is from RefSeq and is a predicted model, not a curated record. Gene Ontology annotation, cellular component: Golgi apparatus. Lineage: Eukaryota; Metazoa; Arthropoda; Insecta; Lepidoptera; Nymphalidae. The transcript is spliced from 5 exons. The coding region runs from base 228 to 1715 and encodes 495 amino acids. Gene Ontology annotation, biological process: protein O-linked glycosylation via mannose.
CUCUCCCCAAAUAUAUCCAGUUUCCAGUAGUUAAUUUUCCAAUUUUCCCAAAAGGUUGCAAUUCGCAAUCGUAUCGUAUUUUUACAAUUUGUGAAAUGUGAAUACAAUGCCAAGAGGAUCGAUAAAAUUUUAUUCGAAACAUUGCUUGCCCAAUUCAGCUUAUUAAUUGAAUUACUGAAUAAACAUUUGUAUUAUGAAUGAAAUGAUUACAAUAACGAAUCAUAAUAAUGCUCCAUCGUGUGUUACGCGGUCGCCUGACGUUCAAAGUGUAUUUUCUCAUAGCACUGAUAGCGAUAAUAGUAUGCGGCUAUCUGAUACCUCAAUACAAGAUAUACCCCAUAGCUCCCGUGACCACACCGAGUUCAACCCUACCUCAUACGAGGCAUCUGUCUAAACUCGUGACUGUUGUGUUCCGACAGUUCGAGGACUUUGAAAAUGAUAUCGCCGAGAGCGUGCAGUCAUUCGUGUCAGCAUAUCCAAAUAUACAAAUUCUGGUGCUAUGCCAAAGACUACAGUAUCCACCUUUCCAGUUUUCUGCCACAAACGAGACUUUGCGUAACGUGAGGAUACUGCCGCUGGAAUUUAGACUUGAUAAGUCUCCUCGAGACUUGGACCCACUAUCAUAUAUUACAACUGAGUAUGUUUUGUUCGUGCCAGACUCAACGCGUGUAUCGCGUCGUGUUUUCCAACAGAUCGCAAUAUCAGCGACAACAUACCCGAGUCAAGCUAUCACUGUCGGUAUAGGCAAUGCUCGGUUGACCUGCCAGCAACUUAAAUGGAUCUAUACAGAGUGGACUCUUAAGUACAGUAAAGAUUCAUCAUUGAAGCUCUGCGACAGUGUGCUGGGGCAGCAUGCACUGAUGAUUAAAACAUCACUGCUGCACACUUUAGCGAAACCGUUUACUUUACCCUUUCCUGAGGCAUUGUAUUUACAGACGGCAGCAAAAGGUUUGAAGAUACAGAUACUGGAGAGCAAGUUUGGUGCUGGCAGAAGUGUGCUGAAGACACCAGCGUCUAAACAGAAGGCAACUAAACAAAUAAGAGAUUACCGGGUGGCACUGUACAAGGAGCUGGGAGUUAAAGCUGUUGUUAAGGAAGAUGGGAGAGUCCAGUGGUUCGGUUGUAAGAGAGAGACUCAGAGAUGUUUCCCACCGGUACAAAGAACGCCAUCCUACCUGCUAGCCGGACGUAACACGCCGCCGUGUUGUCGUCGCAACAUUCGUCGCACUGUCGCCCACGUGUUGAGAGCCUUGACGCAGGCUGGUGCGCGGUGUUGGCUGGAGACCACUUCGUUACUAGGUGCUGUUGUAAGCGGUGAUCUUCUUCCUUGGGUGGAGUACGCCGAAGUCGGCAUACACGCGGCGGACUUAUCCCGGGUUUCCUGGCUACAAAGAGGUGGUGCGGACAAUGACGGUUUUGUGUGGGAGCGGGCGACCAAAGGCCACUACUACAGAGUCGCCUACUCAGCGACCAACAGGGUGUACGCGCUGAUACUGCCGUUCGCGGCGCGGAACGGUACCAUGUGGCCCGCCGACUGGGUGCUGGCACACCAGAGGGAGUUCCCCGAGAGGCAUUUGCAUCCACUCGCGCAAAUACAAUUCGUCGGUCGCGAAGCGCCGGCACCAAAUGACGCUCGCGCAUUCCUAGACCUCAAACUUGGUCAGGGCGCUGUCGAGAGAUCAGAAAAACUCGGCUCCAGGCUUCUAUAUCCAUAAAUACAUGGUUUUAAAACUAAACCUAAUAAUAUAUUUUAUAGGCUUUCUGGUAGACGUUAGAUCCUCGCCCGUCUGAUGAUUCUGCACCCAGAACUUCUUUAAGUACUUGAAGAUUGACAUGAUUUUGCUUCAAUAGCAUAAAUGGGGUUGCAAGUCUUAAUUUUGCACCACUUCUAAUCUAGUCAUUUGUAAACUAGUUUAUUGACGAUCAUGUCGACAUUGCAUUUUGAAUUCUUAUGAUAUUUAUAGGUAUUAAGUCAUAUAAUGACACUCCCUUCACAUUAGUGUUUCUUUAGACCAAUGGUUCUCAACAUUUUUUAACCAGCAUAUUGAAGCAGAUUGCUAUGUCUAAGUUUGGCAGGCCUUGCAUUAUGCGGGCCUUGCAUUAGGCGGGCCUUUAUCUAGCUAUUUAAAAUGGCUGAUGAUGAUGUCAAACAUAAAUAAUAUUAAAAAAUUCAAGAUGUACCUGAUUCCACGAGUCACCACGCUAACAACGUUCGACUAUUAUUUUAGAUGAAAGUGUUAUUAUCGAUAGUUCUAUGAAAGAUUAAUACCAGUGUGAUGGGGCUGUAAUAAGUGAUUUAUUUGGUUUGUUUUUCCUUAUGACAUAAACUAUACGUACCUAUUGUUUGAAUGCAAUAUGUUUCUGACAUUGUUAUAAAAUACAUAAUCCAGUCUAGGAUGCAUCAAUGACAUCUCUUGGCGAGGGAAAACCAUAUUGUCGACCAAUAACGGCAGAAUUGAAAACAUCGUUUUUUUGUAAGUUACAAGUUAGCCUUCUUCCAUCCUGCUAACUUGUUAGGAGGCUGAAAAUCCACAUCCCUGUGGGUUUCUACACGACAUCGCACCGGAACGCUAAAUCGCUUGGCGGUACGUCUUUGCUGGUAGGGUGGUCUCCCACCAGCCAGACCUGCACCAAUUAAGAAAACCUCAAUCGGCCCAGCCGGGGAUCGAACCCAUGACCUCCGUCUUGUAAAAUCCAUCGCGCACACCACUGCGCCACAGAGGCCGUUAAAUUCAAUUUAGAGAUUGAUAUUUUCGAUUACGCCGCUAUUGGUCGACAUUGUAUGCCCCUCUCGUCGAUAGAGUCGCAUUCUAGGCCCACUAAAUAUGAAAGUAUAUGAAGUUAUACGAAAAUAUUUUACACAGGCGUUUCAUUAUUGCUAAAUAGUGCAUGUUUCCUAGAUUUAUCACGCAUACACUUAACAAAUGUACUAUUAUAUUAAAUAAAUUGUUAGAAGAUUCACUAAGUUGCACAAAUGUUAAAAAAAUUUAGUGAAAAUAAAUUAUAUAUAAAUGUUGUAAUUUGUUUAAAAUUAUCUAAUAAAUUACACUUGUUUAUGGUCUAGUUCUCUUACGUUUAAAUGUAAAAGUUCUUUAGUCUUUGUCUUAAUUUAUUAAAUAAUGUGAAAUUACCUUAAGGUGGAUAUAAAUUUAUCUGACGUGUCGUGUUGUGACGCAUCAGAAGAGAAUCGGUAUCAUACAUUUUGUAUGCGACGCAUCAGAAACCAUCACGUCAUGUCGCAACCUUUGACUAUUUAGACUAUGGACCUGUUUCGCACCCAAAUUCACCAACAAAAAAGUCUGUCGUUUUUUGAGGGGGACGAGGUAAACUCGCACAUCGAAAAUACACUACACACAACUAUAAAUUUGACUCGCAAUACACACACGCGUAAUACUAAUUUUUACACAGACUAACCAACACAUCGCUUACACUAUCCACAGAAUAUAUACAUAGAAUAUUGGAUUACUUGAUAAAUUUUUGCUAUUAUAAAUUUUAUAAAAUUAAGGUAGAAAUACUUACAAAUGAAACUUUACUCCAUCUUUUACUAAACUACAAGUUUUUGCCCGUUAUUUAUACCAUUCAACUACACAAACCGGCAUUUUUACGGAGUUCUUUACACGACGAAAACGAUUACAACAAUGAAACAUCGAUUCUAUAGCAACAGUUUUUAUUAGCGUAUUAGAUCAUUGAUUUUUGAUCUUUGCCAGAGGGGUAACGGUUAGCGAGGCAGGUCCUGUUAUUAAUGGUCGAAGAUACACAAAAUGUAUGAUACCGAUUAUAUUCUGACGCGUCAUGACACGACACGUCAGACAAAUAUAAAUCAGGCUUUAGUGUUUUGUAACUCAAAUCAUGAUAUAUUGUAAAAGUCUACAUUAUUAGAUUACUAGAAUUUAUAUUUUUUGUUCUGUGCAACCAACGAAGUCUUAAGUCUAUUUAGAUUAAGAUUUAGAUUGCUUCUCUAUGGUGAUCCAACUAACUAUGAAAAAUGUAUUUUUGAAGAUCUCAUAAAUCUAGUCAAUAUAGAUAGUGUAUGGUCCAUUUUAAAUGGAAUUGUUUUGUUUCUAGAGUUUAUUAGUAUUAUAGACAGAUUAUUUUAAUGAUUCUAGUUAUAGUAUAGUCUAAAGUGACCUAUCUCGAAAAUUUUAGUUUAUUGCAGAUGAGUUGUGACGUCACGUGUAUUUUGAUGCUUCUCUUUCGUACCUUUUUCAUCUACUUAUCAUCUGAUUAAGUCACUAAGUUAACCAGUGCACUCUUGUCAUAACUAAAAAAAAAUUAAAACAACAAAUUUUGAUUCAAUAAAAAAAUAUUGUAUUAGGUAUAAGUUAAUCGUGCAAAUCUGUCUAUCGUAACCAAAGAUUUUCUCCUAUAGAUAUGUUACGUGCCUACAAAA